AUGCAACAAACAGAAAUUCCAAUAUUUCAGUAUCAAAAGGUCAAUAAGCCAUUUCUAAAUUAAGAAGGUGAAGAAUUUGAUUACAUAAUGGAGGACAGGAUAAACAUUAAUUAUAAGUGUUGCAAAUUCUCAUUUACAAUAUGUUCUAUCUUUUAAACAAUAUUUAGUACUUAUUUUUGUUAUUUUUUAGCCCUCGCAUUAUUGGUGUUUAUGAUUAAUACAUUUUUGUUAGUAAUACUAAAAUGA
This is a messenger RNA of Paramecium octaurelia, 246 nucleotides long. Lineage: Eukaryota; Ciliophora; Oligohymenophorea; Peniculida; Parameciidae. The record is from the annotation of a GenBank genome assembly.